Messenger RNA from Menidia menidia (Atlantic silverside), 393 nucleotides. NCBI's taxonomy places the organism in Eukaryota, Metazoa, Chordata, Actinopteri, Atheriniformes, Atherinopsidae. The record is from the annotation of a GenBank genome assembly.
CUGGCGGCCAAUCAGGCCCUCCUGGAGGCCCGGGCGGUGCGGGUGCUGGUGGUCUCCUUCGGGGGGCCGGAGGGCGCCCGGCUGUGGCUGGACCAGACCAGCUGCCCCUUCCCCAUGCUGCUGGACCCCCAGAGGAAGAUCUACCGGAGCUUCGGCCUGGGCUCGUCCUACGCCAAAGUGAUGAGGUUCGGCUGCCUGCUGCAGUACUCCGAGUUCGUCGCCGCAGGCCGAGACUUCCCCGACGUGCCCCCCCGCCUGCUGGAGGACAUCUACCAGAUGGGGGGCGAUUUCCUGCUGGACGACGGGGGGAAGGUUCUCCUCCGACACCCGUCUAAAAUCCCCCUGGACCGGCCCAGCGUGGACGCCAUCCUGCAGGCGGCCGGAGGCGUCUAA